This is a messenger RNA of Phacochoerus africanus (Common warthog), 2167 nucleotides long. It is a transcript of the gene KRT4, whose product is annotated as keratin 4. The transcript has 9 exons. Gene Ontology annotation, molecular function: structural constituent of skin epidermis. Gene Ontology annotation, biological process: keratinization; intermediate filament organization. Bases 81 to 1688 code for a protein of 535 amino acids. NCBI's taxonomy places the organism in Eukaryota, Metazoa, Chordata, Mammalia, Artiodactyla, Suidae. The record is from RefSeq and is a predicted model, not a curated record. Gene Ontology annotation, cellular component: keratin filament.
GGCUAGGGCUGUGGCAUUCAGUGGCCUGGCCCCUCUCGCUUCUCCCUGACAACUCUGAGCUUGCUGUUCUCUCUCUAGCCAUGAUUGCCAGACAGCAGUGUGUCCGAGGCAGGCCCCAGGGCUUUAGCUGUGCCUCAGCCAUCGUAGGUGGGGGCAAGAAGUCUGCUUUCAGCUCCAUCUCCUUGUCCGGGGGCGCAGGCCGCUGUUCCUCUGGGGGUUUCGGCAGCAGAAGCCUCUACAACCUUGGAGGGAACAAGAGCAUCUCCAUCGGCGUGGCUGGGGCCCGGCAAGGUGCUGGCUUUGGGGCUGCUGGGUGUUUUGGGGCUGGCGGCUUUGGCACAGGAUUUGGUGCUGGCGGCUUUGGUGGUGGACUCGGCGGGUCCUUCGGUGGAUGGGGUGGGGCUGGCUCUCUUGUCUGCCCUGCCGGAGGGAUUCAACAGGUCACCAUCAACCAGAGCCUGCUCACUCCACUCCACGUGGAGAUCGACCCUGAGAUCCAGAAGGUCCGGACCCAAGAGCGGGAGCAGAUCAAGAUCCUCAAUGACAAGUUCGCCUCCUUCAUCGACAAGGUGCGGUUCUUAGAGCAGCAUAAUAAGGUGCUGGAGACAAAGUGGAACCUCCUCCAGCAGCAGAAAACCACCACAUCCAGCAAAAACCUCGAGCCCUUCUUUGAGGCCUAUAUUAGUGCCUUGAGGAAGCAGUUGGAUACCUUGACCAAUGACAAGGGACGCCUGCAGUCUGAGCUGAAGAUCAUGCAGGACAGCGUGGAGGACUUCAAGGCCAAGUAUGAAGAAGAAAUCAACAAACGCACAGCUGCAGAAAAUGACUUUGUGGUACUCAAGAAGGAUGUGGAUGCUGCCUACAUGAACAAGGUGGAGUUGGAGGCCAAGGUGGACGGCCUUAAUGAUGAGAUCAACUUCCUGAGGAUCCUCUAUGCUGCAGAGCUGUCCCAGAUGCAGACCCACGUCAGUGACACGUCUGUGGUCCUGUCCAUGGACAACAACCGGGACCUGGACCUGGACAGCAUCAUCGCUGAGGUCCGCGCCCAGUACGAGGAGAUCACCCAGAGAAGCAAGGCUGAGGCCGAGGCCCUGUAUCAGAUUAAGAUUCAGCAGCUCCAGACCUCGGUUGACCAACAUGGUGACAGCCUGAAGAACACCAAGAAUGAGAUUUCAGAGCUCAACAGGAUGAUCCAGAGGCUGCGGGCUGAGAUUGAAAACAUCAAGAAGCAGUGCCAGACUCUGCAGGGAUCUGUGGCUGAUGCAGAGCAGCGUGGGGAGGCGGCCCUAAAGGAUGCCUACAGCAAGCGUGCAGAGCUGGAGGCUGCCCUGAAGAAGGCCAAGGAGGAGCUGGCCCGGAUGCUGCGUGAAUACCAGGAGCUGAUGAGCGUGAAGCUGGCCUUGGACAUCGAGAUCGCCACCUACCGCAAGCUGCUGGAGGGCGAGGAGUGCCGAAUGUCUGGAGAGUACCAGAACGCCGUGAGCAUCUCUGUGGUUGGUGGCGCUGCCAGCGCAGGAGGCAUCGGCAGCGGAGGGUUAGGGAGCUGCUCUGGAUUUGGCUUGGGCGCCGGCUUCGGCUCUGGUUCCGGAAGUGGCUUUGGGUUUGGUAGCGGGGUUUGUGGCGGUGCUGGCAGCAAGAUCAUUUCCACCACCACCACCUCCACCCUGACCAAGAGGUCCCAGCGAUAGAGGAGAUGACGUCCCUGCAGCCCCCUGGGGCCAGCCUGGCGCUGCCUUGGUGUCUCUGCUUCCUUCACUCCCCUCCCUACUCCGUUCCUGGGCCUCAUCUCACCUGUGUCAACUCAGUGCCAGGGCAUGGACUCUGCCUUCUUGGAGUUUGGUCGCAUCUUCCUGAUUUGGGCUUGGUGACCCAGCUGGAACAACGGGAGAGGGAUCAGCUGACUCUUCACCGCCCAUGGACAGAGGAGAACACAACGAGAUGCUUCCUCUCUAGAAUUCUCAGGGUCACAUAUGUCCCCUCCUCGUCCAAUGCCAUCGCCUACCAGAUCCCGGAUAUCUCUGCAUCAGGACCAAACUCCUUCUCCAUCACUUGGCAACAGUGGCCCUGUGAGGUUGGGACAAGAACCACUCAGCACCCCAUCCAACUCUCUUCUCCUUCCCUCUAUCCGUCUUUGGGUGACUCUUCAAUAAAACGCUUUUGUCAUUUA